CAAGCCAUUGUGGGUCAAGCCGUGAAUCAACAAGACUAGCCAUGGGGGUUGAUCAACUCCUCCAGCUUGAUGCCAAAAGAAACGAUCAAGCCACGAAACUCCUGGUCUGGGGUCUGGGAUGUCCUGCUGAUCUACUGGGCCCUCUUGCUGGGCAACGUCUUGGAAUGGUACGAAUUCGCGGUCUUCAGCUUCUUGGAGCCCUACAUUCAGAGGCAUUUCUUUCAUGACUCGGCCAUCUCCACCUGGCUGACCUUUGCUUGCACCUUCAUCAUGCGGCCGGUGGGCGGUCUGGCCUUGGGCCUUCUGGGUGACCUCUUUGGACGCAAGGUCUCCACCUUCGUGUCGAUCUUUGGCAUGAUGCUUGGUACAGUGGGCCAAGGUAUGUUGCCCACUUACCAAAACGGUGACGUAGCUGGCAGUAUCGGCGUAGCUCUGUUGGUUUUGCUGCGACUGCUCCAGGGCAUAUGUACAGGUGGAGAGAUUGCAGCGGUGUCCACCUACAUCACCGAAGUUGGGUCUAAAGACUCAUUGGCCAGAUCCAUUAUGUUGAUUGGAAUCACCUGCAGCAUGGGUUUUCUCUUUGCACAGUCCAUGAGCUAUGCGAUGGAACUUAUUGGUGAGGAGAAGAUGAGAAACUGGGGAUGGCGAUUGCCUUUCAUCGUGGCUGUCAUUCCGGGCUCCAUUGCCACGCUUGGCCGUCGCUGCAUGCCGGAGUCCAGUCAAUUCUUGGAGGGACGUGCGCGGCAAGCCUGUGAAUCAGAGGCCAGUGAGUCCUCUGGCAGCACGAGAGGAGCAUGCAAGAAGAUGCAGAAUUUGCUCAGCAUGUAUUGGCCAACACUCCUCGUUGGAAUGGGAUCUGCUGCAGCAGUCUCUUUCCUGCAGUAUGGCGGACUCGUUUGGUGCAGCGUUUUGCUGCAAAAGAAGGGUACCAACCACUCCAUCCUCCUGGCGGCUGGCAUCACUGCCCGCAUUUCUUCCAUGGUGUGGGCACCUCUUGUGGCAUGGCUCGCAGAUGUGCAGGGCAUUGCUUGGAUUCUUUUCCUGGGCUCCUGUACGAUGGCUUUUCUUGGCAUGCCACUCUACAUGGUCAUGGUGGCGAACCACAAUAGCUUUGCAGCUGUUGUUGGAUGCUAUGGGCUUGGCUAUGGCCUUAUCCUCUCAUUCGUCGGUGUAUGCAAUAUGCUCUACCUUGUGGAGCUCUUUCCCGUGGAAGUGCGGAAUGCAGGGGUGGGCCUGAGCUACAACUUUGGCUUCUGCUGCUUUGGAGGCUUUGCUCCCAUGAUCUUUGAGGCAGCUUUUCAAAGCUAUGCGUGGGCUCCGGGCUGCUUUCUAUCUCUGGCGGGUUUGAUCACGACCACAUCAGUGGUGACGAGCUUGCUCCUGCAGAGGAGAGGGAAGAUGCAGCUGGCACACAUCAGGCCUGAACCUUACUUCUCUCCUUGUGGGUGCCAGCAAAAUUCGGAGAAUCUGGAAGACAUUACUCUUUGAUCUGACCAAUUGCAAGCGUGGCUUGCAGUUUGGAUCUAUUCUGCUGUGGCGAAAGCAAUGCUGUUUGCCCAGCUUGAACGUGGCCUAAUUUGUCCCACACAGUUCUUGGCACAGGCGGGUCAAGAACAGGUCCCUUCCAGGUUGAAGAUUUGUUGC
Messenger RNA from Durusdinium trenchii, 1644 nucleotides. NCBI's taxonomy places the organism in Eukaryota, Dinophyceae, Suessiales, Symbiodiniaceae. The record is from the annotation of a GenBank genome assembly.